UCUUCUAUGUAUUCUGUACGUGUUAGCCGUCAAUUGGAAUUUAGUCACGUGACUUUAUCCGCCAUUCAUCACCGCACACACAUUCAUACACAAGUCUUUUAUACUGCGUGUCUUUUCCGUAUAGGCCGCUGUUGUUACACAAGCUGCUAGAUCGAAAAUCGACCUGCAAAGCCUCCAAGUUUGGCUAAUAUAUUUCGUUUCCGGAACACUGCCGUCUGGGAAACAUAGUCAUCAUGCAUCGCAAAACGCGGCUGAAGAUAACGGAUCUUAAUAAACACCUGACAUGUUCACUGUGCAAAGGAUAUAUCGUGGAUGCUACAAGCAUCAUCGAAUGUUUACAUUCAUUUUGUCGGAGUUGCAUCGUUCGAUAUCUGCACACCAGUAAGCAAUGCCCGGUAUGCGACACACAGGUUCACAAGACUAGACCUCUACUAAAUAUCAGAUCUGACAAAACUUUGCAGAAUCUAGUGUACAAACUGGUUCCAAGCAUGUUUAAAGGAGAAAUGAAAAGGAGAAGAGAGUUUUACAAGUCACAUCCACAAGCCAGUACUAGCCUCGCACAGACCGUAUCCAGAGAAGAACGCGGAGAGAUGGACGAACAAGAGCUCAUUAUUUACACCGACGAUGAACACCUUAGCCUCUCGCUCGAGUACUAUCAGCAGAGCAUUCACAUACCCAAACCUAAACCAGCCGCCGCCGCCAUAACGCGUCUCGUCGGUAACGGGGACAACGCGUCAACCAGCAGUAGCAGCGGUAACAGUAGCUGCAGCGAUACGAGCAGUGAGAGCGGCGGGAGUAAUGUAGACGUCGCUACUGGUAGUGCCGCUGAUGGGAGCACCGCUACUGGCAGCGCUGCUGGUGUGAGCACCGCUGUUGGGAGCGCACCCGGUAGCAGUGGAGGAAAUACCGUAGCGGCACCGCCGAUCGGAGAUACACGAGCCGUGGUGAGCGCGGCGGUCACGGCGGCACUGAAAGCUGCGGUUAGUGGUGCGAAGCAGGGUGGGAACGCUAAGGCACCGGAAGAGAAGCGGGGAGUUCAAACAGAUGCAGCUGAAAUGUUGGCACAGGAGCGAUUAAAAGGAAAGCCGAACGGAGCGACGACGUUGAAAAGUAGCUGCGGUCCGAUAAAUGGCAAGACGAAAGCGAACGGUGACGCUAACGGUCUCUCUGAUGAGAUUGUUGAUAAACGGUAUUUGAGAUGUCCUGCAGCUGUUUCCAUUGGUCACAUCAAAAAGUUUAUCCGACACAAGUUUGGAUUAUCACUAGCCUACCAGAUUGAAGUGAUGUACAGAGGUAGUGAGGAUGAACUUCUACCAGACGACUACACAUUAAUGGAUGUAGCUUACAUUUAUACAUGGGGUCGGGUCGGACCUUUGCCACUUGUUUAUCGAGUCUACCAGCCGCUUUCCAGACCACUGAAAAGAACUCUCACGGACAAAAACACAUCGGUCGUCCCGGAGAAAAUACCAAAGAAAACGGACUCUUCUCCACACCAGCAGAAACUACCGCCAGCAGCUGGAGCGAAACCGAAAGACGCUUCGCUGAACCAGGGAUCGCAGGAGAACACAUCACCCGCAAUGACGCCGGUUGUGCCGCCGGUGUGCAGCAAAGUCGAAUAUUGCGUUGAGCAUACCUACAAUGCCCGUGUCUGUUGUUACAUUGAACAGGUCAUAGCAAAGAAUUCUAUCAUCUCCCACACCUCUGGUCAUUGGUACACGUCCGACAGCUGUGUGAUCUCCCAGUCGCAUUACCAAGGAGUUCUCACUGCGAUCAACGUUACAAGAACGCCAUCAGUAAAAUUCGCACGGUGUUCUCUCGGAGACUGCUUGGACAUGCUUCUUCCAGGAUGCAAGUAUCCACUUCGGAAUGCAGCGUUUCAUUGCUGGGUAAACCCCGGUCACACCGACGAGACCGACAUCAGAUGGCACCAGAUCGAACUAAAUGGUACAUCACCUUGA
This is a messenger RNA of Strongylocentrotus purpuratus (purple sea urchin), 1958 nucleotides long. RefSeq names its product polycomb complex protein BMI-1-B-like. Bases 234 to 1958 code for a protein of 574 amino acids. Gene Ontology annotation, cellular component: PRC1 complex. The record is from RefSeq and is a predicted model, not a curated record. Gene Ontology annotation, biological process: negative regulation of transcription by RNA polymerase II. NCBI's taxonomy places the organism in Eukaryota, Metazoa, Echinodermata, Echinoidea, Camarodonta, Strongylocentrotidae. Gene Ontology annotation, molecular function: promoter-specific chromatin binding. The transcript has 10 exons.